UGUCGAUCUGCCGACAUAAGCCGUGAGUGGAGAGGGAAAACGAGACACAAGUGAGGAAGUGUACGCUGACAACGACAAAGCGUCUGAAUUACAAAAUAAACUGAACAGUUAAAACAGCAGAAGCCCCAGAAGUCCUCUGACGACAUUUUUAAGUCUGAGCUGCCAUGUCGGCCAAAGCCAUCUCCGAACAGACAGGGAAGGAGUUCCUGUACAAGUACAUCUGUACAUCAGCAGCUGUCCAGAACCGCUUCCGCUAUGCCAACGUCACGCCUGAGACGGACUUUGACCGGCUGGCACAGGACCACCCCUGGCUGCUCACGGAGAGGUUGGUGGUGAAGCCAGAUCAGCUGAUCAAGAGGCGGGGCAAGCUGGGUCUGGUGGGUGUCAAUUUGGACCUGAAUGGCGUCAGAGACUGGCUGAAGACCCGACUCAUGAGAGAGACCGCAGUGGGAAAAGCUAAGGGUGUCCUGAAGAACUUCCUCAUUGAGCCGUUCGUUGCUCAUAAGCAGGAGGAGGAGUUCUACGUGUGCAUCUACGCCACCCGGGAGGGCGACUACGUGCUGUUCCACCAUGAGGGCGGCGUGGACGUGGGCGACGUGGACGCCAAGGCCCAGAAACUGCUGGUGGGCGUGGACGAGAAGAUCAGCGAGGACGCCGUGAAGAAACAGCUCCUGAGUCACGUCCCGGCCGACAGGAAAGCGGUUCUGGCCAGCUUUGUGGUUGGACUCUUCAACCUGUAUGAAGACUUGUACUUCACCUACCUGGAAAUCAACCCAGUGGUUGUCACCAAGGAUGGCGUGUUUGUGCUUGACAUGGCGGCCAAGAUCGACGCCACGGCUGACUACCUCUGUAAGGCCAAGUGGGGGGAUGUGGAGUUCCCCCCCCCCUUCGGCAGGGAGGCCUACCCCGAGGAGGCCUACAUCGCAGACCUGGACGCCAAGAGUGGGGCCAGUCUCAAACUCACCCUGCUCAACCCCCGUGGACGAAUCUGGACCAUGGUGGCAGGAGGAGGGGCUUCCGUUGUCUACAGUGACACCAUCUGUGACCUGGGCGGGGUGGACGAGCUGGCUAAUUACGGGGAGUACUCUGGAGCUCCGAGCGAACAGCAGACCUACGACUACGCCAAGACCAUCCUCUCCCUGAUGACCCGCGAGAAGCACCCCGACGGAAAGGUCCUGAUCAUUGGAGGAAGCAUCGCUAACUUCACCAAUGUGGCGGCCACGUUUAAGGGUAUUGUCAGAGCCAUUCGGGACUACCAAGGCCCGUUAAAGGAGCAUGAGGUCAUGAUUUUUGUCCGUCGUGGUGGACCCAAUUACCAAGAGGGCCUUAGAGUGAUGGGAGAAGUGGGUAAGACCACGGGCAUCCCCAUCCAUGUCUUCGGCACAGAGACUCACAUGACUGCCAUCGUCGGCAUGGCGUUGGGCCACCGACCAAUCCCCAACCAGCCUCCUGUUGCCGCCCACACUGCCAACUUCCUGCUCUCCAGCGGCAGCGCAUCCACGCCAGCUUCCAGCAGGACGGCCUCCUUCUCGGAGACCAAGCCUGGAUCUGGAGCCUCUCCUGCCAAGAAGCCCAAGCCAGGAGGCCCCCCAGAGAGAGAGACGUCGUCAGCCAGGACAGGAGUCAAGGUGACCACCCUCUUCAGCAAGCACACCAAGUCCAUCGUGUGGGGCAUGCAGACGCGGGCGGUGCAGGGCAUGCUGGACUUUGACUACGUCUGCUCCAGGGAGGAGCCGUCCGUGGCUGCCAUGGUUUACCCCUUUACUGGAGACCACAAGCAGAAGUUCUACUGGGGUCACAAGGAGAUCCUGGUGCCUGUGUACAAGAACAUGGGCGACGCCAUGAAGAAACACCCUGGGGUGGACGUGGUCAUCAGCUUCGCCUCGCUGCGCUCUGCCUUCGACAGCACCAUGGAAACCAUGCAAUACCCACAGAUCCACACCAUCGCCAUCAUAGCCGAGGGCAUCCCUGAAGCCCAGACCAGGAAGAUUAUUAAGGUGGCAGAUGAGAAGGGUGUCACUAUCAUUGGCCCGGCAACGGUGGGAGGGAUCAAGCCUGGGUGCUUCAAGAUCGGCAACACAGGAGGCAUGCUGGACAACAUCCUGGCCUCCAAGCUGUACCGGCCAGGCAGCGUGGCCUACGUGUCCCGCUCUGGAGGCAUGUCCAACGAGCUCAACAACAUCAUCUCCCGCACCACCGACGGUGUCUAUGAGGGGGUGGCCAUCGGUGGAGACAGAUACCCAGGCUCUGUGUUCACCGACCAUGUGCUGAGGUACCAGGACACCCCUGGGGUGAAGAUGAUUGUCAUGCUGGGAGAGAUCGGGGGCACAGAGGAGUACAAGAUCUGCCAGGGCAUCAAGCAGGGUCGCAUCACCAAGCCUGUGGUGUCCUGGUGUAUCGGGACCUGCGCCACCAUGUUCUCCUCGGAGGUCCAGUUUGGGCAUGCUGGUGCCUGUGCCAACCAGGCUUCGGAGACGGCGGUGGCAAAGAACCAAGCCCUGAAGGACGCUGGAGCCUUUGUACCCAAAAGCUUUGAUGAGCUGGGCGUACUCAUUGGGUCAGUGUACGAUGACCUUGUUGCCAAAGGAGUCAUCGUCCCAGCAACGGAGGUGCCUCCUCCCACGGUGCCAAUGGACUACUCCUGGGCACGGGAGCUGGGUCUGAUCCGUAAGCCGGCCUCCUUCAUGACCAGUAUCUGUGACGAGAGAGGCCAGGAGCUGAUCUACGCGGGCAUGCCCAUCACAGAGGUCUUCAAAUCAGAGAUGGGACUCGGGGGAACCUUGGGGCUGCUCUGGUUCCAGAGAAGGUUGCCCAGGUACGCCUGCCAGUUCAUUGAGAUGUGUCUGAUGGUCACGGCCGACCACGGACCGGCUGUGUCCGGUGCCCACAACACCAUCGUGUGUGCCCGCGCUGGGAAAGACCUCAUCUCCAGUCUCACGUCAGGUCUACUCACCAUCGGCGACCGCUUUGGAGGCGCUCUGGAUGCUGCUGCCAAGCAGUUUAGCAAGGCCUUCGACAGCGGGAUGCUGCCCAUGGAGUUUGUCAACAAGAUGAAGAAAGAGGGCAAACUGAUCAUGGGCAUUGGCCACAGGGUCAAAUCAAUCAACAACCCUGACAUGAGAGUCCAGAUCCUUAAGGACUUUGUGAAGCAGAACUUCCCUGCCACCCAGCUGCUAGACUAUGCCCUGGAUGUCGAGAAGAUCACCACCUCCAAGAAACCCAACCUGAUCCUGAAUGUGGACGGUUUCAUCGGCGUGGCCUUCGUCGAUCUGCUCAGGACUUGUGGUGGAUUCACACGGGAUGAGGCAGAUGAGUUUGUGGAGAUCGGGGCGCUGAACGGGAUCUUCGUCCUGGGUCGCAGCAUGGGAUUCAUCGGUCACUACCUGGACCAGAAGAGGCUGAAGCAGGGCCUGUAUCGUCACCCCUGGGAUGAUAUCUCCUAUGUGCUCCCAGAACACAUGUCCAUGUAACACCACCGACCGUGCCCCCUGUGCCCCCUAGCCCCCUGUGCCCCCUCUCUCUAGCCUUCAUCCUCUGCUCUGCUGCGUCCCUGCCUUUGUCACCCUCAUGCUGUGUGAGGAUUUGGGGAGAGGGUUCUUAGUCUAUCAUUAGUAGCAUAGAUGUUUUACUAUCAUUAGAAUACAUGCAUUUCAACAGUGGAAUUGACCAUAUUAACCGGGUGCCAUUUUAAUCUUUAAAAACAGCUAGCUAGUUCAUCGACAAUACUGUAACCUUGCCGAUAAUAACAAAGCUUGCAGAACUGUGAAGCUCUUUGACGGGUGGGUAAUAAUCUGAGACUGCUCGAGAUUUAAGGAUAAAGCUGUUGUAACAGGAGGCGAGGAAGACAGCUAAUUCACUGGUUGACACUAACCCUGCAGUCCUGGGGAGAUCAGGGAGAUCAUCCUCCUAAGAUGACCAGUUGGGAAACGUAGCCUCCCUAUUCUGGUACUCACUGCCACUACUACUCCCAUCGCUGCUGUCAACGUUAAUAUUCCCGUGAAAUAUUUGAAUAUGUGCCCCAUUCGUCAUAUCUCAGUUUACAAAGCAUGUGUCUGUGUAUCACAGACUAAUGUGUGUGUGUGUCUGUGCAGUUCUCUUGAGUGUGUCUGUCGGUGCCAUAUCAAAACCGUGAGCUUGCUAUUAGAGGUGAGCCAUAGUGCAAUAAUGUUAGCUAGUGCCUAAUAAUUUGGGUUACGUCAUUUAUUAAUGUAUAGAUGUUUUAACUGCAGAGUAAGUAAACGUUAUAAGAAUGUAAUAGAUCAUUGUCUUGAUAUACUGUACAUGCACAUCUGGUCACGUUGGUCGUUUGUGUUCCCUCAGACCAAGUAGUGUAGGAGAGUGCCCGCCCCAAAGGGCAACAGGGUUGUUUUCUCGUCCUUCUUUUCUUAGAAUUUCACUAAUCUGUAGGCCAGUUUGUUUUGAAGGGGGAUUUUUCUGUGUUCAUCUGUGUUGUCAUUCAUUUUUGAUGUCGUUGAAAAGCCAAUGUGAUGUACAACGUGCUUCUGUUAAAAUGUCAUAUAUUUUUCAGAGCUUUGUGAAGGAAUACAAUAAAGAUGAGUCAUUAGAUUA
Molecule: messenger RNA, 4569 nt
Organism: Hypomesus transpacificus
Lineage: Eukaryota; Metazoa; Chordata; Actinopteri; Osmeriformes; Osmeridae
Gene: aclya
Product: ATP citrate lyase a
Exons: 29
Coding region: 165-3470 (1101 amino acids)
Biological process (GO): fatty acid biosynthetic process; citrate metabolic process; tricarboxylic acid cycle
Cellular component (GO): cytosol
Molecular function (GO): ATP citrate synthase activity
Source: RefSeq, a predicted model, not a curated record